AUGGAUGACAACCCAGGAGGCCGAGAAGAGAAAGGUUCCAGCGAAGACCCCCAAGGGGAGGAGACGGCCGGCGGCAGCACAGGAAACUGUUGCAACAAGACCCGAGACCCGUCCGUCCCCACCCUAGUGUCAUGCCUUCCUUUCAGGCUCGCUGCAGUGAGGACUGUGUACUGCAUGAGUGAAGCUGAAAUGGUAGCCGUCGCUCUGGGGACCCUGAUUGAGGCCCGGAAACAGGAAAAGCCCUUAGAGCCGCCGACCCUGGUGGGCGCUGGUAAACAACAGCUGUCCCCAACCUGCUCAACGUUGUCACCGAGUUCUCCUGGGAGUGGAAGUGAGGAUGAGGGCAAUGGGAAAGACGCCCUUCCUCCAGGCCUCGGCCCUCCUCGGGGGUGCACGGGGUCUGAGCCUGCGUGCAGCAGGAGCCCUGAGGACGACGAUGACAUGUUAAAAUAUGUCCGGGAGAUAUUUUUCAGCUAA
Odobenus rosmarus divergens (Pacific walrus) is the source of this 477-nucleotide messenger RNA. RefSeq names its product chromosome unknown open reading frame, human C7orf49 (gene CYREN). The record is from RefSeq and is a predicted model, not a curated record. The coding region runs from base 1 to 477 and encodes 158 amino acids. Gene Ontology annotation, biological process: negative regulation of double-strand break repair via nonhomologous end joining; double-strand break repair via nonhomologous end joining. The transcript is spliced from 3 exons. Lineage: Eukaryota; Metazoa; Chordata; Mammalia; Carnivora; Odobenidae. Gene Ontology annotation, cellular component: cytoplasm; nucleus.